GUGAGACCCAUCCGGCGCCAUCUUGUCUUGUUCGUGAAGAAGUGGAAGCAUCGAAAGGGUUGGGAAGGUACCCCAGGAACGGUGGCGACGGUGGUGUUCCGGAACGAGAGUGGGGCAUAACUAUUCUUGCUGUUAUGCUGUCAAGCUGUAAACUAACCAGCCGAAGUUUUAACCAGAAGUUGAGCCUCUGAGAUAGAAAAUCAGUACAUUUGUAAGAAAGGAUGUGGGAUCAAGGAGGACAGCCUUGGCAGCAAUGGCCUUUGAACCAACAGCAGUGGAUGCAGUCAUUUCAGCACCAGCAAGAUCCAAGCCAAAUUGACUGGGCUGCAUUGGCUCAAGCUUGGAUUGCCCAAAGAGAAGCUUCAGGACAGCAAAGCAUUGUAGAACAACCACCAGGAAUGAUGCCAAAUGGACAAGAUAUGUCUCCAAUGGAAUCUGGUCCAAACAAUCAUGGAAAUUUUCAAGGAGAUUCAAACUUUAACAGAAUGUGGCAACCAGAAUGGGGAAUGCAUCAGCAGCCCCCACAUCCCCCUCCAGAUCAGCCAUGGAUGCCACCAACACCAGGCCCAAUGGACAUUGUUCCUCCUUCUGAAGACAGCAACAGUCAGGACAGUGGGGAAUUUGCCCCUGACAACAGGCAUAUAUUUAACCAGAACAAUCACAACUUUGGUGGACCACCCGAUAAUUUUGCAGUGGGGCCAGUGAACCAGUUUGACUAUCAGCAUGGGGCUGCUUUUGGUCCACCGCAAGGUGGAUUUCAUCCUCCUUAUUGGCAACCAGGACCUCCAGGACCUCCAGCACCUCCCCAGAACCGCAGAGAAAGACCUUCAUCAUUCAGGGAUCGUCAGCGUUCACCUAUUGCACUUCCGGUGAAGCAGGAGCCUCCACAAAUUGAUGCAGUAAAACGGAGAACUCUUCCAGCUUGGAUUCGUGAAGGUCUCGAAAAAAUGGAACGUGAAAAGCAGAAGAAAUUGGAAAAAGAAAGAAUGGAACAACAACGUUCACAGUUGUCCAAAAAAGAAAAGAAGGCCACUGAAGAUGCGGAAGGAGGAGAUGGUCCUCGUUUACCUCAGAGAAGUAAAUUUGAUAGUGAUGAGGAAGAUGAAGAUGCUGAAAACAUUGAGGCUGCAAGCAGUGGGAAAGUUACCAGAAGUCCAUCUCCAGUUCCCCAAGAAGAACAUAGCGAACCAGAGAUGACUGAAGAAGAGAAAGAGUAUCAGAUGAUGUUGCUGACAAAAAUGCUUCUAACUGAAAUUCUGCUGGAUGUCACAGACGAAGAAAUUUAUUAUGUAGCCAAAGAUGCACAUCGGAAAGCAACGAAAGCUCCUGCAAAACAGCUGGCACAGUCCAGUGCACUGGCUUCCCUCACUGGACUCGGUGGACUGGGUGGUUAUGGAUCAGGAGACAGUGAAGAUGAGAGGAGCGACAGAGGCUCUGAGUCAUCUGAUACUGAUGAUGAAGAAUUACGGCACCGAAUCCGGCAAAAACAGGAAGCUUUUUGGAGAAAAGAAAAAGAACAGCAGCUAUUACAUGAUAAACAGAUGGAAGAAGAAAAACAACAAACAGAAAGGGUUACAAAAGAGAUGAACGAAUUUAUCCAUAAAGAGCAAAAUAAUUUAUCAAUACUAGAAGCAAGAGAAGCAGAUGGUGAUAUGGUUAAUGAAAAGAAAAGAACUCCAAAUGAAACUACAUCAGUUUUAGAACCCAAAAAAGAGCAUAAAGAAAAGGAGAAACAAGGAAGGAGUAGAUCAGGGAGUUCUAGCAGUGGUAGUUCCAGCAGCAAUAGCAGAACGAGUAGUACUAGUAGUACUGUCUCUAGUUCUUCAUACAGCUCUAGCUCAGGUAGUAGUCGCACUUCUUCUCGGUCUUCUUCUCCUAAAAGGAAAAAAAGACAUAGUAGGAGUAGAUCUCCAACAAUAAAAGCUAGACGAAGCAGGAGUAGAAGCUACUCCCGCAGAAUUAAAAUAGAGAGCAACAGGGCUAGGGUAAAAAUUAGGGAUAGGAGGAGAUCUAAUAGAAGUAGUAUUGAAAGAGAAAGACGAAGAAAUCGGAGUCCUUCCCGAGAGAGACGUAGAAGUAGAAGUCGCUCAAGGGAUAGACGAACCAAUCGUUCCAGUCGCAGUAGGAGUCGAGAUAGGCGUAAAAUUGAGGAUCAACGUGGAAAUCUUAGUGGGAGCAGUCAUAAGCAUAAAGAUCAACAACCCCUCCCCGUCGUAAGCGCUGAGGAAUGAUGUUGGCAAGAAUGCCAUGAUGUUGUUUAAAAAAAUUCCAUGAGUUUUAAGGGCUUGUCUCAUUAUAGAGGCACAAUGUGGCUGUGUAGGUGAAACCAGAAUUUUUUUUUUUUAAUCUGUAAAUAGGUGUACUUUUUCCAAAUGCUGCUCCAAGUUACUUAAUAGGAUUUCUUUGUAUUACAUUUUUUCAAGAAAUAGUGCAUAAUAAGACUAUAAAUAUGCCAUUCUCUUUCAGCUGUAAUGUUCUUAAAAUUAUUCUUGAAUGUACUGUGAUGUCAAUAAAGCUCUUUAGUUCAUUUUUGUUAAAUUCUUGCACCUUAAUUUUAUGAUUUUAAUCUAAGGAACGUACUUUUAUAAAAAGGCAGCUGGAAAUUUGUAUAACAGGUUUUAAAGGUACUUCCUCCCACCUUCCCCAAAGAAAAUGGUUUUAACUUAAUAAGUUUGUCAAAGUUUGUAUAUUGUACCCAUGGACUUGUCAAAUUUCAACUUUCAGGGUGUGGAAGAGGGCCAGAAAAGACCUUUAUUUUUCAUUUGAAAGCACUUGAUUGGCUUUCUAAAGUUUUCUUCUUAUUUUGGGGAUUUUUCUCUGUGUGUAUACAAUAUGGUUCACUCCUGUAAAAUGAAAUUGCUAAAAACCAAUCAAGCCAAUGCACCAGUAGAGUUACUUGUGAUGAAAAAUUGUGUUUGACACUAAUAGUCAAGUCUGAAACUAUACAGUCACCCACUUCUGUUUUACAGGCAUAUUUUAACACCAUGGGGUUACUAUGGAAAUGGAACUUAUAAUUCAAUAUAUUUAUUUCUAUUUUUAAAGUAUAUGAUCUAAACUCAGCAGGGGAAUACUGUAUUAUACAGGCUUAUAUCAGUUACAAAAGAAUAAAAUGGUCUGAUUUGUCAGUUUAAAAAUAAUGAUGAGUGGGUGGUCUAGUUUAAGGCAGUCAUAACUUAUGAGUGAAAUGAGGCUCUCAAGGCAUUUUAACUUAAGUGCUCAACUGCUUUCAGGGUCCAUUUUUUAUUAUGACUACGCAUUUAUGCAGUGAUAGUUGAGUCUUUGAAAACAAAUGCUUUAAUGUUUUAAUUUAAAAAGUAAAAGCAAGUGCAGGACACAAAAAGUUUUAAAGUAUGCCUUCUUACCAGCAAUAGCUCAUUUUAAAAAUAAUGCCAGAUUUUUGCCAAGAUCAGUGUUCCCUCAAAAUGAAGAUAAAAUAGAUUUGUAUGGUGUGCUCUUGUACCUCUAGUAGGUUCUUAAAUAAUUUUGAGCAGUUAUGCAUUUAUCUAAAGGAAAUAAAUCAACUGUGAAUAAAUGCAUGUUUACCAAAAUGACUGUUUACAGUGCAUUUAGUUCUGAUAUUUAUAAAGUUGACAUUUCACAGAACAACUUUACGAUAGUUUGGAUUUCUAUAUAGUUUAGUCAUCAGUGUAACAUCUGGAAAUAAAGGAAAAUGUGCAGUAUUUUUUAUGUAGGUGAACUAACACAGUGUAUCUAAUUGAAAAACUAUCUGGUUAAUUUGUAAUAAGUUGUAUAACAUUUUUUGAAUCUUAAAAUGUUUUUAGAUCAAUCUUCAAGUGAAAUAUUAUUUUCAAAAUAAAAUUCUACAUAAAAAUUA
Dipodomys spectabilis (banner-tailed kangaroo rat) is the source of this 3835-nucleotide messenger RNA. RefSeq names its product PNN interacting serine and arginine rich protein (gene Pnisr). The coding region runs from base 222 to 2231 and encodes 669 amino acids. Gene Ontology annotation, molecular function: RNA binding. The transcript has 13 exons. NCBI's taxonomy places the organism in Eukaryota, Metazoa, Chordata, Mammalia, Rodentia, Heteromyidae. Gene Ontology annotation, cellular component: presynaptic active zone; nuclear speck. The record is from RefSeq and is a predicted model, not a curated record.